Encephalitozoon cuniculi GB-M1 is the source of this 447-nucleotide messenger RNA. RefSeq names its product thioredoxin. The transcript has a single exon. NCBI's taxonomy places the organism in Eukaryota, Fungi, Microsporidia, Unikaryonidae. The record is from RefSeq and is marked provisional. Gene Ontology annotation, cellular component: cytoplasm. The coding region runs from base 1 to 447 and encodes 148 amino acids.
AUGCCUGCUGGCCAUGAGGACAUUGGACUUCCGCAGGAUGAUGAGGCCUUUAUGAGAUACCGGGAAAGAAGAAUCCAGGAGCUGUGUGGAAAGGUGGAGGAAGUCGUGUCUGAAAAGGAGCUGAUUGAGAAGACCAAGUCCUUGAGGAUGAUAGUCCACUUCUACAAGCCAGAGUUCAAGCGCUGUAAAACAAUGGACAAGGGGCUGGAGGAGGUAAAAGACUGCUUUCCAGGCAUUAGGUUCUACCGAGUAAAUGCUGAGAUAUGCCCUGUUGUAGCAAGGAAGCUGGAGAUAAGAGUGCUGCCCUUUCUGGGCUUCUUCAAGGACGGAUAUUUUGUGGAUCAGGUCGUUGGAUUUGAAAAGCUUGGAGGCGACAGUGUGGAGCCGGAGGUCCUGAAGAAACGAAUCUUAGACAGCAACAUCUUCAAGCCUAUAUCCAGCAUAUAA